This is a messenger RNA of Drosophila hydei, 1603 nucleotides long. RefSeq names its product lipase 3-like. Bases 335 to 1603 code for a protein of 422 amino acids. NCBI's taxonomy places the organism in Eukaryota, Metazoa, Arthropoda, Insecta, Diptera, Drosophilidae. Gene Ontology annotation, molecular function: hydrolase activity, acting on ester bonds. The transcript is spliced from 4 exons. Gene Ontology annotation, biological process: lipid metabolic process. The record is from RefSeq and is a predicted model, not a curated record.
AAUGAGCGUUUUAAAACUUGUCAUUUUGUCUGUGAGUUUAACAAAAUUGAAACUCGUUUGUACAAAAUUAAGUGCAAAAUUGCAAUCCAUGCUUAAUGGGCUAUCGUUAUGUGGGCAAGAGCUAACUGCGAUUGGGAAAUGCAUUUGAAUUUAAAUCAAUUUACCUAUUACUGUGGCAUGUCCGUUGGUUAAAGUGAAUAUUUUGAUCACUUUAUUAAUCAUAAACAGAGAUUUCGGUUAGUUGAAGAUCUCUUCAUGAUAAAUUUAACAGAGCAAACCAAAAAAAAUUUGUCAAAUGUGAGGCUAACCAUAGAUGUAGUUAACGCGUUACAUAAUGCAUGACUACUUUUUUUCGGUGGUAAUUAUAUUGGCUGUAUCAGUGAUUGGUUUAAGGUCUGCUUCUAUUUAUAUUCCCGAAUCUCAUCUCAUUUUUCAAAAGUUGUAUAGCACUGCCCAGACUGCCGUUGAUGCUAAAAAUCCACUUACGACGAGGGAUCGCAUAUCUCUUCACGGCUAUCCGGUAGAGCAUCAUCAGAUUGUCACCGAGGACGGCUACAUUUUGGGUGUCUUUCGAAUACCUCAUUCUCACAAGCUGCAAAACCAGAAUAAUACCCGUCCGAUAGUGCUUAUUGAGCAUGGUCUAAUGGGUGGUUCCGAUGUUUGGCUUUUUCUUGGUCCAAACCAUGCUUUGCCCUAUCUGUUGGUUGACUCCGGCUUCGAUGUGUGGCUCGGCAAUAGUCGAGGCAAUACGUACUCGAGAAAGCAUAGCUCAUUAUCCGCAGACACGCCUGAUUUCUGGAACUUCAGUUGGCACGAAAUUGGAUACUAUGACAUUGCAGCCAUGAUCGACUACUCGUUAGAAAAAAAUGGACAAGGACACAAGGCCGUUCACUAUGUGGGCCACUCUCAGGGUACAACCAUUUUUUUUACAUUGAUGUCGUUGCGUCCCGAAUACAAUGAGAAGAUCAAGACAGCUCACAUGUUUGCUCCCGUUGCGAUCAUGUCCAAAAUGCAAUACAAAUUAGUUCGUAAGCUAUCGCCUUAUUUAGGACAUCAGAAUUUAUAUUCGAGGCUAUUCGCUAACAUGGAGUUUUUACCAUAUAAUGGCUAUGUUUUGAGAAUUUUCUCUAAUUUAUGUGGACCUGACCAAGUUUUUCGGUCAUUUUGUGUGUAUCUUAUUAAAGCGUUUUACAAUAGUACUCGUUGGAAUAGUACUGCCAUGACGGAAGGUAUUGGUAACCAGCCAGCGGGAUGUUCUACCAAUCAAAUAUUGCAUUAUAUGCAAGCACAUGAGUCAGGACGUUUUCGUCAGUACGAUCAUGGCGCCAAAAAUAAUCGAAAAGUAUAUAAUUCAGCGGAACCACCCGACUAUCCAGUCGAGAAAAUUACAUCAAAUGUGCACUUAUGGUAUUCAGAGAACGAUAUAAUGGCUGCUGUGGAUGAUGUGUUGGCUCUGGCCAAGCGUCUGCCCAACAAGGAGUUGCACUUUAUGGAAGACCCAUUGUGGGACCACGACGACUAUGCGUUGAACACGGAGCUUCGCACAUAUAUUAAUGUUCCAGUCAUUGAGAUUAUGAAGAAAUUUGAAAGUUCUGAAAAUUAA